Oncorhynchus tshawytscha (Chinook salmon) is the source of this 5784-nucleotide messenger RNA. RefSeq names its product leucine zipper, putative tumor suppressor 2a (gene lzts2a). NCBI's taxonomy places the organism in Eukaryota, Metazoa, Chordata, Actinopteri, Salmoniformes, Salmonidae. Bases 642 to 3029 code for a protein of 795 amino acids. Gene Ontology annotation, biological process: negative regulation of canonical Wnt signaling pathway; cell division. The transcript has 10 exons. The record is from RefSeq and is a predicted model, not a curated record.
GUUCGUUUCCCUCUGUCUGCCGGUGGCGCUGAACCGCUGCAGCACGCAGCCCGGACGUUGGGGGCUGGCAUACUGCGCGCGCGAGAGAGAACAGAAUGAGAGAAAAGGACCAGACCAGUCGAGCUUGUUGCAAAUCUGUUUCUCUUCGAAGCGGACGUGUUCGGGACAGAGAGAGGAGAGGACCUUCGGGACAGAGAGAAGAGAGGACGAGAGUGAGCAAGAUGAGGAAGGGAAGACUGAGUUUCAACUCGUGAAAGAAAGGGGAACAAAUGGGGGGGAAAUACCUGUUAUAUCAAGGAAAGAAUUUACUUUAAUAUUACACCCAAGCCACAUCUGGAAAUAGUCGUUCCUCGGACGUUCUCUGCAAGGAGCAGCUCGAGAUCACUGGAGUUGGGGCCUGUUUCCGAGGGAGCCGUAUAUCUUCUGCCUCGGGCUCGUCAGAGUCGUGAAAGAAGAAAAAGGAUUCUGCUAGUCCGUGACUCCAGGUCAGGAGGUGUAGUGGAGAUGCAGCCCAAGAAGUAGGGAGAUUCUGGGGAUGAGAAGUCCCUGUUCUCUCCCUGUCUUCCCCAGAGAACCAGUAGAACACUGGGACUCUCAAACAGAGUGUGUGUUCAGUGUAUGUCCGGCCUUGUCCAGGUACCAUGGCUCUGGUUCAGACCCUGCCUGUGUCCACAACUGACCACCCCAAGCCUCCUACCAGCCUCGACAUCAUCUCCCUCUCCCCCGUGGUUGGAGGGCCCUGUGGCCCCGGAGCCACCAUGGGCUCCGUCAGCAGCCUCAUCUCUGGCCGGACCUAUCAGGAGCAGCGACACUGCCGGGCCGCCAGCGAGUUCAGCACUAAGACACGCCAUAACACCCCAACCACCAGCUGUUUCAGGCUCCAGGGUGAUAGCAACACACUGCACAGCGCGAGCUCCCUGGAACAACUACUGGUCAUCAACAACCAGACCCAGAUCACACAGCUCCAGCCCCCGCCACUGCCCACCAAGAAGCAGCCCCGGGCAGGUAACUCUGCUGGUGGGGCAGGGUGUGCGGCUGGAGGUGGUGGUGGUGCAGGGAAUGGAAACUAUGGGUUUGUGACUGAGGUGGCGACUGUAGGAGACUGGAAUGAUAACCAUGUGGUGGCGGUCGGGAGUCCGUGUAGCGACUCGGAGGAGCAGAGGGAUAACCGAGGUCUCAACGGGAAUAUUGGCGGUCCGCCGCCCAAACUCAUCCCUGUGUCGGGAAAACUGGAGAAGAACAUGGAGAAGUUUCUGAUCCGUCCCACUGCGUUCAAACCAGUGGUCCCCAAGAACCGUCACUCGGUGCAGUACCUCUCCCCGAGGCCAGGGGGCAGCCUCUCUGAGAGCCAGGGCAGCCUCAACCUCCUCCUGCCCCUACCUAUCAAUGGGAAUAACGGAAAUACUGUGGUCAAUAGCCCAGGGAGCUACGGAAAUGUCAUAUCUCUGCUCUGCUCCUCCUCUUCCUCGGACAGCAAAAGGAACUCGUACAGCGGAGGACGCAAUGCUCGCAGCAGCCAGUCCUGCUCCAUGUCAGACUCUGGCCGUAACUCCCUGUCCAGCCUCCCCACUCACAGCAGUACCGGCUACAGCUUGGCCCACAGCGAGGCCUCUGGGUCUGGAGGGUCCGGGGUGGGCCUGGAGCCUGGGGCUGGAAGAACUACUACUACCAACGGAGGAGGGUCGGUGACCCACGGAGUUCACAGUCACUCAACCUCCCACGGUCACUCUAACUCGGACAGCGGGCGUUCGUCAUCCAGUAAGAGCACGGGGUCGGGGUCGCUGAGCGGGCGCGGCCAGCCCCUGUCGGACAGUGGGUCGUGUGGGCACUCACCCCCGCCUCUAGAGGGGUACGAGGGGGUGAUGAGGGAGCUGGAGGAGAAGCUGAGGGAGAGGGAUUUGGAACUGCAGCAGCUCAGAGAGAACCUGGACGAGAACGAAGCCGCCAUCUGUCAGGUGUACGAGGAAAAGCAGCGUCGCUGUGAGAGGGAGCUGGAGGAAAUGAGACAGAGCUGCUCUUCCAAGAUGAAACAGGCUACACAGAAGGCCCAGAGAGUACAACAGGCCUUACAACUACAGGUGUUCCAGCUGCAGCAGGAGAAAAAGAAACUUCAGGAGGACUUCUCCUCUCUGCUACAGGACAGGGAGGUGCUGGAGAGGAGGUGUGCCUCCAUACAGAGAGAACAGAUCCAGUUGGGACCGCGCCUAGAGGAGACGAAGUGGGAGGUGUGUCAGAAGUCAGGUGAGAUAUCCCUGUUGAAACAGCAACUGAAGGAGAUCCAGUCAGAGCUGAGUCAGAAGGGUGGGGAGCUGGUGGUCCUGAAGUCCCAGCUGAGGGAGGCCAGGACCGACCUCCAAAACAGCCAGGCCAGGAGCCAGGAGGCUGGUUCGGCCCUGCGGACACGCUCUCUGGAGCUAGAGGUCUGCGAGAAUGAACUCCAGCGCAGGAAGAGCGAGGCUGAGCUUCUCCGCGAGAAAGUCAAACGCUUGGAAGAAGAGUCGGUCCAGCUUCGAGGUGCCCUGGCCAAUCAGGGAGGAGGCCAGACGCCGGCUAAUAAGGGCCAGUGCAUGAGCCUGCCCCUCCCCCAGGGCCGUGUGGGUGUGGAGGGUGGAAAGGGGGGCCCCAGCCCCUCUAUGGGGUACCGUGAGGCGGAGGAGGGCAGGCUGGUAUGGGGAGGGGAGAGUGAUGAGGCCAAGACUCAGAGGCAGAGUGCUGAAGCUGUGCUUGGACUCAGGCAACAGGUGGAGAGGCUGAGGGCAGAGCUGAUGUACGAGAGGAGGAGCAGUGAGGAGCAGCUGGGAGGAUUCGAGGAGGAGAGGAGGGUCUGGCAGGAGGAGAAGGAAAAGGUGAUCCGCUACCAGAAGCAGCUGCAGCAGAACUACAUCCGGAUGUACAGGAGGAACAGAGAUCUGGAGAGGGUGAUGAGAGAGCUCAGUCUAGAGCUGGAGAACAGAGACAUAGAGGACUACGACAUCCACAGCGGCAGCAACGACAUCCACUUUGAGGAGAUGACCGCUACUGAGAUCUAGAGGGGACAACAACAGGGGUGUCCUCUCGCCCCAUUGAGAUUUAGAGACCAGACAGAGACGUUGUCUAACCCCAGUGAUAUCAAAAUCAAAUCAAAUUGUAUUGGUCACAUACAUAUGUUUAGCAGAUGUUCAAUGCUUGUGUUUCUAGCUCCAACAGUAGCAUCUCCUGAUAUUUAGAGACAAGGGUGUCCUCUCGCCCCCAUGACUAUUAAUACCAGCACCCUGAAAUGAUCUGCGUCCAAAACGGAACACUAUUUCCUAUGUAGUGCACUACCUUUGGCUAGAGAACAGGGUGCCAUUUGAAAUGUGCAUCUAGGAUACCGAGGGUAUAUCUGAACUUAUUCCCCUAACCAAAGUACAAGCACUCUUUACUUCCCAAUGGACCGUUUGCUGUCAUGGACAUUAAGGGAGCUUCUCUGUUUAAGGGUGGAUCCGCUCCACUAGACAUUGGGAGGCACCCUCCUCCUGGACCACACAGGAACAGCUGACUACCUGCAGUCAGAAAAGACUACAUCUCAUCUUUAUUCAGACUUAAAAGAGAGGUUAGUGUGUAUCUCAAUAGUUGAGAGUGUCUUCCUCUCCAGAGUAUGAUUCACCCUCAGACCAACACAUGCUCCUUGCCUCCUCACAUGGGUUUGAUUGCCCAGCUAUAGUACCAGCACUCUUUGGGACGUAUAUUAUGACUUUUGACUUGAGAAACAAGCAGGUACCACUCAAACCUCUCUCAAAUCAGUGUAUUGAAAGCAAAGGGGAGAGGCACACAGGUGUGACUACCUGACCACCAGCACAUAAUGAUGACAUUACUAUAACGAUGACAUCAUCACCACUCGGCUGUGUUUUCGUUCGUCCACAGGACUUUGUGUACCUUUGCACUAAAGCAAUGAUGUAAUAACACUUUCACAAUUUGUGCUGUCAAUGUUAUAUAUACAGGGUUCAGUGGAUCAGCAACUCAUCUAGAAGUAGUACGGAAAGGAGCAAGAAAUAAUCCACUGGCCAGGAAAUAUGGAUUUAUAUUCGGUGGAAUUGGACUAUGUAGUAUUUUGAUGGGAUGUAUAAGGACUGUUGGCACAAAUAGCAAAUGCAACUGUUCAGUUUUCAGCACUGGCUAAGAAAGGAACUGUAGUCUACAUUCUUCCUUGUUCAUGGAAUCUUCAAACAUCCUGGAUUUCUAUCAUUGGUUGCUUGCAGCUAACAUGUCAACAUUCUCUUCUGUCAUUGGCUGAACCAUAUCUGUCUGUUGAUAUUGACUCUCAGCUCCCCAUAUCAGACUGAGAGAUGUGGUGAGAAGGAAGAGAAAACCAAAAGAAGACAUCAAAGGCUUAAUGUGAGUGCUGUGUUGUGCUCCUCCUCUCUCUAAGCCAAUAGUCACCCUAUUGUAUCUUCUCUACAACCUCUCUCAUGUGAAUGACACAAAUAGAAGCAAGUAGCACUAUGAGGGAGUGAUUAGUAUGGGAGAUAUCAGCACAAAUGCAACCGCUGCCCUCUCUCUCUCAGCACAAACAUAUCAGAGGAAGAAACACACCUUAAUUGGUCAACUCAAGCUGCCCGUCAAAGAUAUCGAUGCUGCAUUGGCUGCUGGGACUGUUAUGGAGCCGUAUUGGAUCAUUGAGCAUAUGGUGUCACUUUUCCUUAUGGUAUCACAGUGAAACCAACAAAACAUCCCUGUUCAGCUGUACUGAGCUCCCCCCUCCCUUGGCCUCUCUCACUGUCGCACACGCUGGACUGUGAAUACUCUUCUAACGUUUUACUUUUUAUUACUAGACCCCCCCCUUUCCCUCCCUCUCAUCAAAAAGCCAAGUAACACUUCCUAGACUUCCUGUCCCUUCUGGCCAGUGACAGUGAGGCUCACUCGCUGACACCUAGAUCAUGAGGAUGGCAAAAUUGCAUGUCUUUCCCUUGUCUGUCAAAGUCUGGGAGAGGACAGUCCAGGUAAUGUAGGACAGGGUUCUCCAACUGGCAGUGAUUUUAUUUGGCCUCCCAAGUUUUCUGAGCAAAAAAAAAAAAAAUAUAUAUAUAUAUAUAUAUAUAUAUAUAUAUAUCAUUCUAUAUUUUUUCAACGUUGUUGGAUAUAAACGAUUAAAAACACCAGCAAAUCAGCUCCAGGUGAUUUUAAUUUUGGAAAUCUGUUCCAAAGUAUUCCAACGCAUAAUAGUGAAAUAGAUACAUGUGAUUGUAUACAAAUGUAAACAAGGUUUGAAAUGAUUGUUUUAGUCAAAUAUUUUAUCUGUUUGGGCAUCUUGCAUUCAAUAUGCGGUCUACAAAUGAUUUGUAAUUAUGUACCAGUCCGCUGACCAUCCGCUCAAGAAAAUGUCAGCCUGCGGCUAAAUCUAGUUGAUGAUCCCUGGUGUAGGGGUUUGUGCUGGACAGUGCAUGAUAUAUUAGCCUAAGGCAUGACAAACAGGUCAUUAGAGAACUGUUACAGUGGUUAUAUCAACAUUUUGGUAACCACUGCCAUAGAAAUAUCAUUCAUAGAAUGUAAUUCUAUUUCCAUGUGGGGAGUCAUAGAUAAAUAUUGGAGUCUCCAGUUGUGCUUCCUCAUAAGAAGGGAUUAAACUAGAGCUCUGGUCUUUUAUAUUACAGAGGUAAACAGAGUUUAUAAAAAGGAAUCUAACAGAUAAAUGGAAAUCAAUAUGAUCAAUGAUGAUGAUGUAUAUUUUUUUUUAUAUAGCACCUGAAGAUAUUUUGUGGUAACACCAGUACCAUUGUGGGUUUAAUGUACAAAGUAUAAUAAAGCGUUCUAUAUAUCUUUCCAGUA